UCGUCAUCGAUCGUCAUUGGCUGUGUUUUGUUGACCAAGAAACAAAGAAAGUAUGUUGAACGCGAGUUGUUGAAUGAGAAUGGGUUACGGCUAAUAUCUUUCCUGGUGUUGGCCACAAAAUAUCAUAAUUUCAUUGAAAAGCCAACACUUUAAUUUCCUACAAUAAUCCAUUCUUCUACCAUGAGUUCUACUGCCGUUGACCCUGAAAUCUACUCCAAGUCUGGAAACGUGGACAAGCACUUGGAGGGAGUGAAGAAGCAAUAUGAUACCGCCGAAAAAUUGGAGUUCUAUGCCGAAGUCAUGGGAGAUGGAACAGCCAACAUUCAUUUCGGAAAGUGGGAUGGAAUUGAUCUCGAAGAAGAGGGUGCCUAUGGCAAGGCAUCGGAAAAAAUGACCGAUUACAUGUUCGAUUUGGCCCAUUCCUUGACUCCUGAAGCUCGUCAGAGCGCCAAGGAUUUCAAGUACGUCGAUCUCGGUAGCGGAACCGGUGCCGCCGCCAUUCGAUUGACGGAAAUGCAUGACUUCAUUUCAACUGCUGCCUGUUUGAAUUUGUGCGACGAACAGAAUGCUCUCGCCAAGUCCCGUGCCACCGAGAAGGGCAUUGGAGAACGCGUCCGUGUCGAAACCGGCACCUACGAAGAUGUUCACAUGUUUGCCGAGAACGAGUUCGACAUGGCAUUUUCCCAGGAUGCCUUUGUCCAUGCGUUUUCCAAACUCAAGGCCUACAAGGAAGCCCUCAAAAUUGUCCGACCUGGAGGAGCCUUUAUUUUCUGUGACUUGAUGUGCGGCGAUGGACCCGAUGUGUCGAGUGAAGAACUGGAAACCUUUGCCCAGACCAACAUGGUCAAUGACUGGUUGUCCCCAGCCCAAAACGUCAAGGUGGCCCAAGAAGCCGGAUGGACCGAUGUCACCUUUGUCGAUUUGACUUCGGACAUUCGAACUUCGUUCCAGCUCAUGGGAAAGAAGGUCGAAAAGAUGAUUGCUGCUGGAACCAAAAUUGAUCCCGUCCUCCUGACCACCUACAAGGAAAACUUGGCCCGUCGUGUCACACAAGUUGACCGUGGUGUCUUCAAGUGGGGUGUCAUCCAUGCCAAGAAGGCGUAAGCACCAAGAGGUUGCGCAAGAAAAUUUUGAUGCAAGUGCAGGAUGGAUGGAUGGAUGGAUGGAGGCGAAGAAGAAAAGAAGAAACCAUGGAGGAGUGGAGGCAGCUGCUGUUGCGGCUAUUAUUUGGCCAGCGACUGUUGCAUAGUAUUUAGUUGUUUCACUACUUACCCGCUACGAUUCACAGACUAGAAUCUAAAAUAAUUGAAUAGCAUUUUCACAUGCC
Messenger RNA from Seminavis robusta, 1327 nucleotides. Lineage: Eukaryota; Bacillariophyta; Bacillariophyceae; Naviculales; Naviculaceae. The record is from the annotation of a GenBank genome assembly.